This is a messenger RNA of Microdochium trichocladiopsis, 1561 nucleotides long. RefSeq names its product xylose isomerase-like protein. The record is from RefSeq and is a predicted model, not a curated record. NCBI's taxonomy places the organism in Eukaryota, Fungi, Ascomycota, Sordariomycetes, Xylariales, Microdochiaceae. The transcript has a single exon. Bases 50 to 1432 code for a protein of 460 amino acids.
CGGGGCCAGACUCAUCCGCACACAUCCACCGAGUGUAGCCGUCGGGGGCAUGCUGGGCCGCCGUCGGGACCGCCGUCCUGCGCCGGGCUCCCCAUCAUCUCGCGUAUGCGUAGAUCCGGGCAGGUGGCCGCAUCGCCCACUUAUCUGCAGAUGGUCAUAUGGGACAUGCUGUUUCCCUCUCCCAAUCCUCCAUGUUCGUAAAGCAUUCCCUCCCCCAUCACAACCACAUCUUGUUCGCCACACGCUGCUAGCGACCCAGAUACUCUCUUCUAUCUCGCCUGUGCGAGUGACACACAAUUCGCCCGAGCCGCACCUUCCCUGCCCGCACACCAGCAGCUACUCACCACUAUCGCAACGCCCACGCAACAUGCCGUCGCAACUCGGAAUAUGCAGCAUAUCGCUGGGCCGCUGCUUCGCCGGCCACUCGCUUGAGCACAAGCUGGACAUGGCGCGCAAGCACGGCUUCCAAGGCAUUGAGCUGUUCCAUGAAGACCUGUACGACAUUGCCCAGAAGCUCCCAGGCGGCGCCACGCCCGAGAACGAGCUCGAGGCGGCCAGGGUUAUCCAGCGGCUAUGCCAGGAGCGCAACCUGGCCAUCAUCUGCCUGCAGCCCUUUUGGCACUACGAGGCCCUUGUCGACCGGCAGGAGCACGAGAAGCGGAUAGAAAAGCUGCAGUUCUGGUUCCAGCUCGCCCACGUGCUCGGCACCGACCUCAUCCAGGUGCCGUCCAACUUCCUGCCGGCCGACCAGGUCUCGGCCGACUUCAGCCUGGCCGUGGCGGACCUGCAGAAGAUGGCCGACCUGGGUCUCGCCCAGAGCCCGCCUUUCCGCUUCGUCUACGAGGCCCUCUCCUUUGGCACGCGCUGCGACACGUGGGAGAAGAGCUGGGAGACGGUCCAGGCCGUCGACCGUCCCAACUUUGGCCUGUGCCUCGACACUUUCAACAUGGCCGGCCGCAUCUACGGCGACCCAACCUCGCCCACAGGCUGCACCCAGGAUUGCGACCAGGCCGUCGCCGACAGCAUCGCCCGCCUCGUGUCCACCGUCGACGUGCGCAAGCUCUUUUACAUCCAAGUCGUCGACGCCAAGCGUCUCGAUAAGCCCCUUGUCGAGGGCCACGAGUUCUACAACGCCGACCAGCCACCGCGCAUGAGCUGGGCGCGGACCAGCAGGCUCUUCUACGGCGAGACGGAGCAUGGCGCAUAUCUCCCCAUCACGGCCAUAUCAAAAGCCAUCUUCCAGGGCCUCGGCUUCCAGGGCUGGGUCAGCAUGGAACUGUUCAACAACAGGGCGACAGAAGAGGACCCGGCGGUGCCCGCGGAGCUGGCGAGCCGCGGUGCGAGAGCGUGGCAGAAACUGAUUCGUGACGUGGGCCUUGAGGUUGACAAUAACACGGUUCCUGUAGACGACCGCGUAUCUGCUUCAUUAUGAGCAGUAUGCCUUCGCCAUCAAGGUGUUUAUGCAUUUACAGGUUUCGCAUGAGCGUAUUCUUUGGAAAAUAGAAUUCAAAUUCUUUACACAACAUUUGCAUUGAACCUUUCAAGGCCCGAUCUUUCCAAC